Manduca sexta (tobacco hornworm) is the source of this 2649-nucleotide messenger RNA. Its product is annotated as zinc finger protein 83. Bases 76 to 1845 code for a protein of 589 amino acids. NCBI's taxonomy places the organism in Eukaryota, Metazoa, Arthropoda, Insecta, Lepidoptera, Sphingidae. Gene Ontology annotation, biological process: regulation of transcription by RNA polymerase II. Gene Ontology annotation, cellular component: nucleus. Gene Ontology annotation, molecular function: RNA polymerase II cis-regulatory region sequence-specific DNA binding; zinc ion binding; DNA-binding transcription activator activity, RNA polymerase II-specific. The transcript is spliced from 9 exons. The record is from RefSeq and is a predicted model, not a curated record.
CAAAUUACACUUUGUUGUCAAAAUUAAUAGAGAAUUUGCUACAUUCUUCAUUUCGUAGUAAUAUUAACAAAAUAAAUGGAUCUUCAACACAAUAUAUGCGCCACUUGUUUAAGCAACGAUCGAGUUCUAACGCCAUUGUCGAAAAUAUCUUCAAUAAUACGAGAAAUUCAUUUGAAUGAGUCUUAUACACGAGAAAACUUCAUUUGUUGGGAGUGUAACAGCAUGAUAAAGAAGUUUUAUAACUUCAAAGUCCGUUGCAAGCAAGCUGAACUGGCUCUCGGUAAUUACAGCAAGAAACUGAAGUCUCUAUCAACCCUCGCACAAUCAACAAAGACAUAUUAUGAUUACCAUUUUAACUACAACGAUCCUCUCACAGACUGUGAUUUGGAAAAAACUUUAAGCGAAAUCAAAAAUGAACCAGACAACACAGAUACGGAUACUAAAGACAAUAGCAAUGUGUACGUAGCAAAUAUAUUACCUAUAUCUAAUGUGGAUAAGGUUGAAAUUCAUAAAGAAGAUCUGAAUAACACAGAAGUAGCUAAAAGAAAAAGGAAAGGUACAAAAAUUGAUAAAACAAAUGAAGACAAAUUAGUGAAAGUUGAAGAUAUAGAGAGAGUAGAUACUAGUGUGGUUAAAAGAAGAAGGAAAGUAAGAAAAGAUACAAACUAUACAGACGACAGAGAAUACGUUGAAAAUAUUGAAACAGAUCAUUCAGAUACUGAUAUCGACAAAUUAAAAGUUAAUAAAGUUGAAAAUGGUAAAUUUGAUAACGAUUGCCAGAGUGAAGUUUUAGAGAAGUUUGAUCUAGUGGCAUUUACAGAGGAAGAGGUAAUAAGGAAUAGAGAGGAGAAGAGGAAUCAUCCGAAUUACAAGAAGUUACCGUUCAAAUGCGAUUUGUGUGUACUCGGGUUUACAAAGGAAGGAUAUUAUGUGCAGCAUGUUAAGAAAAAACAUGACGAGAGUAUAGGCAUCGACCUCUGUUCAGUCUGUGGCACUCGCUUCCCGACUCUACGGGCGAUGGAGCGGCACAAGCGCAAGCACUAUUCCUGCUAUCGGUGCAGAUUGUGCAAAUAUGUGACAUUGGAACUUUGGUCCGCCGUGAACCACUGUCGCGUGAAGCACUGCAACGAUACAGCGAAUAGUAUACACUGCGCGCAGUGCCGGCAUGUGUGCAGGACACCUGAAGAUCUAGCCGAGCAUGUAAGGUCUGAACAUUCGGUGCAUUGUAGCGACUGUGGGGAGAAGUUUAAAGGACCGCACUCGCUGCGAACGCAUCAAAGACGUAUACAUACGGUCAAAAGGGAGUUUACGUGUGACUUAUGCAAGAAAACAUUUAUGAAGAAAUCACGUUUCGAAACACAUAUGGUGUCCCACAACACUAGUAUAGCUAAAAAGCUAGCGUAUUGUAGUAUAUGUAAUGUGCAGUAUAAGAAUAUAUAUGUGUAUAGAAAUCAUUUGAAAAACAGCACUAAUCAUUCGGAGAGGGCAUACCCUUGUCCGGAGUGUAACAAGAAAUUCGCGUCGAAAGUUUAUCGGACGCAGCAUUACAACUUCUAUCAUCUCCAGAAAUCAUCAUACAAGUGUGAUAUUUGCAAUAAGCUCUUCAUAUCGGAAUGGCGUUUGAAGAAUCACAAGCAAACGAAACACGGCAUGAACCGGCCGCGGGACCAUUCCUGUAACGUUUGCGGGAAGAAAUUCUUUACGAGGUCGACGCUCCGCGGCCACCAGCUCACACACUCGGAGCAGCGCACAUACAUGUGUGAAGAUUGCGGCGACACGUUCCGGCAGCGGCCCGCUCUCUACACGCAUGCGCGACUCGUGCAUAAAUCUGUAAGGAGGAAAUAGUGCGCAACCAACAGAGAAAGGAAAAAGAGACUACCAUCCUCACACCCACUACAACUCAUGUAAGGAUCAGCAGUGGCAUUGUAUGAUACCGAGCGGUGAAGCUCGCCGAGUCUCAGGGAAAAAUAAUAUGUCAUUAUCCCGCAACGAAAUUAAUCAUAUAGAAAUAUAGGGAGGAGUUAGAAAUAUAGAAAGGAAAGAGGUGGUACAUGUGUGAGUAGAUUUGUCAAGGCCCCAUGUAGUGGACAUGGGUGAACUCAUUGGCGUAUAUUCUAUAGACACGAACGUCCAUAUACACUAUUUGUCCAAAAUCUGAACGAACAUGGCAACCAAAACGUCAGUUAUAACCUAUUUAUUCACUUGAAAAACAAAUAACUUUACUUAUUUGACUAUUAGACUCAGUUCUUAUAUUAUGAGCGCCACUCCGUACAUAACCACCCGCUGUCAAUGUUAAAAUCAUGCUAACGUCAGAUGUACGGAUUGCAGUACAGUUGAGUCGAACACAAAGACUGUAUGGAACGUCAGAUCCAGUACGUAGUACAUAUAUACAGAUGGGUAGACUGCUCUACCAUGAAGAUGAUAUAUCGUACAAUUCUAUUGCUGUGUUCUAAUAGGUAGAUUCGGUGUAUAGAGAGCUAUUAUAGGAAAUGACUACUGACAAAAAAAAACACCAAUACCGAAGCUAACUGACUGUCUUUGAAGCCAAUGUGAUAUUCACAACCAAGUAUUGUAUAUCUAUAGCUAUUGUAUCAACAUAGCUCAGUGUUAUAAUUAUUGGAUUAUGUAAAUAAAUGCAUAAAUACAUCA